AUGGUCGGUUUCAAAAGCUUCUUGUCUGGGAAGUCAUUCCGCCGCAGCCACGAUGGCGACCGCGCCAAAUCAGAGCCCAAAAACAGUACGAGCAACGACGCCGGUGUCAGCGCUGGCAUAAGCAGCAAUAGUAUUGCCCAAAAGUCAGACGACAGGCGCAAGGAAUCAACACGUCUUAUCGCUGGCUUCCAGAGGGUCUUCGGCAAUCAUCACCUCCCUUCCAGCACUCCACCCACGAGCCCGCUGACGCCACUUGGAAGCGCGCAUUUCGACACAUCGGAUCCCAACGAUAGUCAUACCGAAGUUGCACACGUCACACCACUUGCAAAGUUCUCGAUCAACACUGCGAGGCCCAUCACCGCAACCCCAGUGGAAAGUGGUCUCAGAUCCGACAACGGAAAGUAUAGCGAUGAUGAACCUGUACUUCGGGCGACCUCCGACUCCGCAACUGUCGACGAUACCAACAUCAGUUCUGAUGCUCGUACUGAUAGACUCAAGGCGGCCAUAGAGGGCAUGCGCGCAGCAGACCAGCUGCUGAAACAGCGCCAUGCUACCAUCAAACCGCAGGCGAAUACAAGUAAGCGCGUAAAGCCUUUGGAUACCAUCGGCAAGAAUGUGGGACCCAGAGACAGUCAUGGCAUAGCUCGUCUGCCGAGCAGUCUUUCUGCGCUCAAUCACCGCCAGACCCAUCUAAGAACCGCAAAUCAUGCUAUCGAAGCCGCAAGACGGCGCCAAGCUGUCAGAUAUCUUGCUUUCUACGCAGCAGACGGCUGCCCGACUAACAUUGACAUCAUCGAUCGUAUCAAUGCCCAUUUCCAUCUUGAGGCCCGCCACAUCAAUGGUGAGAUACCCGACGCUACCUUCGAUGUCAAUGGUGUACCUGUUCGCGCUAGCCAGAUGCCAAAAGGUUCUGUUGAGCGUAAUUGGAUCGUACGCUACAACGCUGUAGUCAACAAUGCCGAGCUUGUCGAACGCCGACUCAUGAACAGCGAAGACCACGAGAUGAUUGUCGCGCAGCUCUUCCCCGAGGAGCGCGGCCACAUACUGAAGCCAGAGCACUUCGAGAUCUUCAUGACUGGCCUUGGUGAAGAGGGCAUCCUUACAAAAGCGCAGGCGAAGUCCAUUGCCACUGUCGCCGUUAGCAAAGAAGAAUUCGACAAAGGCAUACACUACGUCGAAGCUGUCGGCGGCAAACACACUCACCGUCGCAACCCCACCGCAGCAGCCAUAUUCGACAUUCCCCAGCAAGCCAGUCGAAGUACCGCAUCCUUCUCAUCUCGUCCCGCCAACGGUCAGAACCAGCACGAGCUAUACUACUAUCUCCGCAUCCUAGUCGAAGCCGCAGUCUACAGCCAAAAGUUCUGGAAAGGCUACUUCUUCCCCAACGCCUGGAACAAGCUCAAAAACUUCCACGACGCCCACAAGCUUUCAGAGGAGGGUUGGCUCCUUCCCCCUCAUCUAACCGAGUACAAGCGCGACUGGACACACCGUGAGGUGCGGCUUCUGCAGCGCGGUCAACUCAUUUGCGAUCUGCUCAAACAGUACGAAGCGGGUGAAGUAACAGAUUUCGGUAUCAUCCGCGCUACUCGCGCGACUUUUGUCGGUAUACCAGCACAACCUUCAUGGUGUCCCGAGGACUUGGAAUCAUUUCUCUACCACCGCAUCGCCGAUUCCGGUCUCUCCAUCUCCAAAAUCCCCGAGAUCCUUGUUCUGCAUCCAGAACACGACAUGGUGUUUUCCAACUACCGUCUUCGUCAGCACGUCAUCACCGGGCUUCGAGAGCGUGCUGAGCAGUUUGAGAAAGAGGAGGCGGCGCGGCUGAAGGAGAUUGAUAAGAGUUAUAUGACGUUUGAAGAGGUGAAGAAAAAGGAGAUGACGAGAUGGGUGAGGAUGAAGGUGGGGUUGAAGAAGGCAUUUGGGAAGAAGGAGGUUGUUGUUCCUUUUGAUCCUUUUGCGCCGGAGCAUGGGUUGGGGGAGCUGAGAGAGGGGACGGUGUGA
Molecule: messenger RNA, 1998 nt
Organism: Alternaria triticimaculans
Lineage: Eukaryota; Fungi; Ascomycota; Dothideomycetes; Pleosporales; Pleosporaceae
Exons: 2
Coding region: 1-1998 (665 amino acids)
Source: RefSeq, a predicted model, not a curated record